UUUUAACAAACAAGCCACUUUUCGUGUAAAGAGAUGGAAGCGAGAGACAUGGAGCAAGAAGUGCCAGAGGAAGCCUCAGAGUAUCAAGUUGUGGAAGAAACUGAUUACGUUGACUCAGAAUUCGAUGAAGGCAGAGCUACACAUUCCGAGCAUGCCUUUGGUGAAAACAUGAGCCUAUUGGAUGUGACGAACACCGAAAGUUGUGUUUUGCGUCGCUCCUGGGAACUCUUGCUGGGAGCUUUGGGCGAACGGGAGUCUCUGGGCGAUGCGCUCUAUGGAGCAUUGACCGGGUCACUCGUCGUUCUAAAGGAGAGCUUCAAAAAUCCCAGAGCAGUGACCUCGUUGAAGCUGUUUAACGGCUUCCGAGUGCUCACUGAAAAGAGCCAUAAUCCGGAGGAAUUGAAGACGCACAUUGAGACCUUGGCAUUUAAGCAUUUGGGGAAUGAUAUCACUCAGCCUCGUGUUGACGCCGUGAAUGACGCCUUUCUUGAGCUCUUAGAACAGAAUGUCUCAGAUCUUCCUCCUGGCAGCGUAAGCGCUUGGCAAAAGAUUCUCAUCUACACUGGCUCCUGCUUCAGGUUUGUGAGUUCGACCUACACCGAGCGGCUCAAAGUCAUCCAGGAGGAUUGGGAGGUAAUCCAGGACGCGGAAGAAGCUGACACGGAAGAGUGCGUAGUGCGCAGCUUUGGAGGGAUGUGUGCCUUCAGCAACGAGGUCAUGGGACAGGAGACAGAAGGGUGGAUGGAAGAACUCUUGCGGGUCUUCCAUGUUCUGGUGGAAAGGAUUGGAAAUCCCGGACACUUGCAAGAGGAGUGUGAGCUGCUUUCCAUCAACAUGGUCAGCAAGUCCGAGGAGAUUGAUUUUGCAAAGUUUAAGCCUGUGAUGCUCGCGGCGUUGCGCUCUUUGCUUCCAAAGACUUGGAGCACAACCCAUGAGACGGCAUGGGAGUGGCUGUGGGAAACCGUCAGUCGGAACUUAAAGGAGUCGACCAGGAAGGUGAGGGCCUUCAAGCCUUACAACGCUCAACUAUUCUCAACAUUGACAGAAGAGCAAUUGGACCACUUGCGGAGCAAUCUCUACACAGAUUUCUUCUCUAGGUGUCAGGCCAGCCAAGAUUUGUUCAAGCAGUCUCAAACUCGACUUCGCUACAUUGCAGACAGAGUGCUCCAAUCUUCUUACGAUAUGUUCCACAAGCCCAAAGACGAGAUGGUUGAUGAGCUUUCUGCACUAGGCUUGCGACACGUAGGUUACGCUGUCCCCAUCGAGCUUUUUGCACCUUUCACCGAUUGCUGCGUGGCAGUGAUGAAACCUUUGAUUGCAGAGAUUCCGAAAGUUGAGUAUGCGAUCAAGAUUAUUUGGUGCCCUGCGGAUGGAUCACAUGAGAUAGCUGAGCGAGAUGUGCCUGAACACAUGAUGGUGGAGGGGUUCCGAUGGUCCAUCGGUCUUGUAUCACGGGUGCUGAUGCGGACCAUUACUGAAGGCUCGACCUCUGUUAUGCAGGCAAUCAACAAAGACGAUCCCAAGCAGCUACGCAGAGCUUUGCGGGAAGCUCCGCGAGGGCAGCGUUACCUUUGGCAACUCAGAGUUCGUGUGGGCAGCCAAUCAAUUUCACCUCUAUAUUGGGCACUCAGGAGCGGAGCGCACAUGGCGUCGAAGACCCUCAUCCAAGAUAUCCUCACCAUCCGAGCUGACAGAGAUCACUACUAUUAUGGCGUCAAUGAUCUUUUCAGGCUCCAAGCAGAUGUUGUGGCCAACGUCCUUCGCGAAGCACCACAUUUGGUGGAGACCUUGUUGGAUGGGCUCAUUUGGCGCUCACACAAAACCCAGGAUGGUCUACGGCCAGUGAUUUACUAUAUGGAGCACUUACUGCAAGACACUGACAGUUCGCAGAUGCUCUCCAGAUCUUGGGUGAGUUUCGUGAGAUUCAAACAUCCUGGGAUUAUUGUCCAUCCCAUUUUGACAUUCGUGUCAGAUUUGCUAUGGGAGAACUUGGUCAUGCGGUUUUUUCUCUUGGACCAAGUAUUUAGCAUGGUGAACUUCUUGAUCUUCCUCGUGUCUGCUUGCAUCCUGAACUCAGAGACGGUCUUGCAAGAUCCUGUGAUGUCCAAAUUUCUGAUUGCUGCACGACUGCUGGUCUACACGCUUGGGUUGGGCAGACUCCUCUAUUGGCACACGCUUCAGAUGUACAAGACCUUGGUAUUUCCUGAGGGAUGGAAGCGAACUUGUGGGAUGCAGCUCCCGAGAUACCUUCAGGGUCCAGAGAUUCUUAGCUUUCUCCUGAUGAUAGACAUUGCUGGGUUGUUGAUGGUCGAACCUUUGCUUCAUUGUCUUGGAACCUCAGAGGCGAUGCUUGAUUUGACUUGUGACAAAUGGGCCCACGGAAUGAGCACUGUCUACGAAGUCUUCUCGGUGUUCGGUGUCUUCCUGUACGUUCUACUCCUGUUGGAGGUUGGAAGCGUUUCCAUUGAGCUCUCCGAGUAUCGGGUCUUGUGCGUGCACGCAGUGAAGCAGGUCAUGCUUUGCUUCGGAGUCGUGUUCAUCACAAUCCUCACCUUUGCUUUUGCCAUUGGCGCUAUGCCCCACGAGGUUGCCAACCUAUCGACUCACGAGUGGGAGGACCUCAAACACUCAAUGACAAAUUUGGUUCAACUGGCAGUUGGUCGGAUGGAUCUGGCAGAGAUGCAUGAGAUUUGUGAUGAAUCCUUCUUUCUCAUGACUGUCAUCAUUCUCUUCUUGCUCUUAGUCUACAGUUUCUUCUUCAACCUCCUGGUGUCGCAGUUUUGCGGCGUUUAUUCGUCACUGGCCGCCGACAUCAAAGGCUACGCUCGGCUUGCUCGAGGAGAGGUCAUUGUGGACACACUCAAGGCGGUCCAGAUGAAGCGUUGGAAGUCCUUUGUGGCUUCCUUGGCCUUGGAUCGCCGUGUCGAUUUCGAAGAAGGGGAUCUAGGCCUCGCUGGAGGCGUCAAAGUUUUCGAGCCUGCUUUGGCCCAUCCCGUUACCAAGGACCAGAUCGUGAGGUUUGGAGGACAGACCGAUCCCUCCCUUCCAUGGCCAGAGAAGACCCGUGAUGAGGAAAGCAGUACGGAGAAGAUGAUUCAGAGGACGUGGCAUAGCUAAAGUUUGUGUGACCCUUCAGUUAUUGAGUCUGAUCAAGGUUCUUGUAAUAAAACUAACGACCUGACCUCACAAGUGUUUGCCAAACAUGAUUUUGAGUGCAUUCAAUAGCCAAGGAUUCAGAAAUCACUUCAAAAAAUGCUUGGCAAGAAGAUUGCGGACAGCGAUGUGAUGAGCAGUUCGCACAACAGCAGCAGUCGCAGUGAGUCACAGUAAUUCUCGAUGAAUCCGACAAGGCGUGCUUUUAAAGCGCAGAUUAAGGCCAAGGCGUUACGCCUCGUGAUGCUUGUGAUCUUACUUUCUCUUAGACUUCUUCUGCUUUAGUAUUUUGUAGAUAUGCGUUUUGUCUCAGUUGUAUAGUUUGGUGCGCUUACAGUUUGCGCAGCUUGCACAGCUUGCGGCUGGCACUAGUGGCAAAGGGCACGCUUUGGACACUUCCUCACACCGAGCAUUGCUAAGCAACGCUCGGAUUCCUGCAAUUGCAGGCCUGGAUGUGGGGCAAAGGUAGCCACAUGUUGCCGGUGCUCAGCCAAACAAGGUUUAGCAGCAUGUGAGAGUUCUGGAGCAUCCAACAUUGAAGGUUACAGUAAACCUUUUGUCGCCAGGAACCGUAGUUCUACGGGUGCUUAAUGCGCAUCUUGCUGCUACAGAGCUUCUGUUUGAAGGUGGGCCAAAGGCCACCACAAGGAGUUGAGCUCAGAGGUUUUGAUUUUUGAUCAAUGCCCGAGCCGCUUGUGACUGCGCUGCCAUUUCCUUGAACUGGCAUGCCGUUCAAGCGAUUUUCGCAGAUGUGAGGGCCCUCCCACAGGAUUCGGAAGCUUUUUUUGACAUGCC
This is a messenger RNA of Durusdinium trenchii, 3948 nucleotides long. Lineage: Eukaryota; Dinophyceae; Suessiales; Symbiodiniaceae. The record is from the annotation of a GenBank genome assembly.